Plodia interpunctella (Indianmeal moth) is the source of this 12164-nucleotide messenger RNA. Its product is annotated as protein 4.1 homolog. Gene Ontology annotation, molecular function: actin binding; structural molecule activity. Gene Ontology annotation, cellular component: plasma membrane; cytoskeleton. Bases 405 to 9554 code for a protein of 3049 amino acids. The record is from RefSeq and is a predicted model, not a curated record. The transcript has 20 exons. Lineage: Eukaryota; Metazoa; Arthropoda; Insecta; Lepidoptera; Pyralidae.
CGCGCGCCCUCCGUCCCUGUCGCCUUCGCCCAGUUGCUUUGGUUGAGGCGUUCAACUGCCACUUGUCUCGAAUGAUUUCAUCUUGCAAUGAAUGAAAACUGUUGUAGAUAGUCGGUGUGCAAAUAAUUUAUACUAUAAACUUAUCGCCGGAACUAAUUAGAAGUGAGAACCGUGUGUUGGAAAGGUUGAUCCGUGGUGGCAGUGUUUUUACCAGUUCUCCCUUUUUGUGUGACCAUACAGUGUUUACUUGCUGGAAACAAUAACUAUUGUGAGGAGUCGAGCUCCUCGGCUUUACAAUUCAUCGUUUGAUGGGAUCUUGUUGAUCAACAGGUAACAUCAGACGUUUCAGAUCACACUGUACUUUUCCGAAGUAAUCUAUUUCAGGUGUUGACGGACGCGGCACAAUGCCCGAGGGCGUGGCCAAAGAGGCCGAGAAGCCCAAGGAGGAGAGGAAACACAAGGAAUCUGACAAGAAGAGACAUGAGGGCAACACUCAGGUCAAGGUCGAGCUGCUGGAUGGAUCGAUUUUGGAUCUCGCUGUCGAUAAAAAAAUCCGCGGCGCGGAGCUCCUAGACACAGUGUGCGACAAACUGAACUUGGUGGAGAAGGAUUACUUCGGUCUGCUUUACGAGGACCGCGGCGACCCCCGCCUCUGGCUCGACCUGGACAAGCGCGUCUCCAAGCUGCUCAAGCGUAAGCGCGAACCAUGGCAGCUGAAGUUUGCAGUCAAGUUCUACCCGCCAGAGCCGGCGCAGCUUCAAGAGGAACUCACUCGGUACCAAUUAGUGUUGGCUGUGCGAAGGGAUUUACUUGAAGGUCGUCUACCAUGUUCAGCGGUGACCCACGCGUUACUCGCCAGCUACCUCCUGCAGUCUGAGCUCGGGGACUUCGAGGAGUCGCAAGCUGAUUCGGAACAUUGCAAGCAGUUGAAACUUGUGCCCGCUUCUGCUUGCACGCCGGAGCUGGAGGGCAAAUUGAUUGAGCUGCAUAAAACUCACAGAGGCCAAACGCCGGCAGAAGCGGAAUUGAAUUAUUUAGAAAACGCGAAGAAAUUGGCCAUGUAUGGUGUGGACCUGCAUCCGGCGAAAGACUCGGAAAAUGUGGAUAUAACACUAGGAGUUUGCUCUUCUGGACUCCUUGUUCAUAGGGACAAACUACGCAUAAACCGCUUCGCGUGGCCGAAGAUCCUCAAGAUCAGCUACAAGCGACACAACUUCUACGUGAAGCUGCGACCUGGAGAAUUCGAACAGUUCGAGUCCACGGUCGGCUUCAAGUUGGCCAACCACCGCGCUGCUAAGAAGCUAUGGAAAACUUGCGUUGAACAUCACACGUUCUUUAGACUGACGAGCCCGGAGCCAGCGAAGGGCAGCAGUCUGUUCCCGCGUCUGGGCUCCCGCUUCCGCUACAGCGGCCGCACGCACUACGAGUCCCGCGCCGCGCCCGUCGCCCGCGCGCCGCCGCACUUUACCCGCACCCUGUCGCACAGGCAGCUGUCUUCCAGGUCUAUGGACGCUCUUGCUGAGAAGGAUGACGCAAUGCCCCCAGAAGCGGCUAAGAGGCACACCAUGCCGCCCCAACCUGCGCCCAGGCCCGGCAUCAAAGAUAAGCUGCGCCGUCGCUCCGGCGGCACGUUCAGCGCGUCGUCCGCGAGUUCGCUCGAGGGCGAGUACUUGCCCGGCCUGCCCGGAGACAAGAAACCUCCGCCGGGGGCAGUGAAAGUGAUGCCAACAGCUCCGGAGAAGAAGGAGAAAGAGGAGAAGAAGGUAGCAGUAGCAGAACAGAAGAAGCCGGCAGAAAACGGAACGGACACAUCCAGCGACCCUGGUAUCACAAACAACGUCGACACCACUCCAAAAAAAUCCAAGGGAGGUUUCGGGUUAUUCGGUGGCAAGAAAGAGAAGUCGCCGAAAGAAGACAAAUCUCCAAAAGAAAAGUCGCCUAAAGCAAGAAGUAAAUCACCGAAAGAAAAAGAAAAGAAGGUCAAAGACCCUAAAGCGAAAGCUGUGCUUGAUACGUCCAAUGAAAGUUCUAACCUUGACACUUCUGGAGAAAAGAGUCCUGUCAAAGAACAGGAAAAACCUGGGUUCACUAAACCUUACGAAUACAUUGAUACAGAAAAGAGUCCAACUCGUUCUAAGCCGUAUAUCCAAGGAGCAUUUAGCUACGAAAAAGAACCUAUCAAUGAAGAAAGACAACGAGAACUUAAUGAGUCACAAAGCCCUGCUACUAAAAAGGCAGGUCUUGCCUUUAAUUAUGCGCCAGGAGAAGAGAAGAAAGUCGCAGAAAGUGCUGAAAAACGCAAAACACCUGAUGAUCCGAGCAAGCUUAAAACUCCAGGCAUUGAUUACGUACAAUCAGCAGCGCUUAAAGAACAAGCUAAAGCGAAUCUCGUUGAUCCUACUUUAGCAUUAUUAGAUGCUGAAAGAGCCCACCACGAGGCCCCUGUGAAAGCAGCCGUUGCUGUACCCGUGGCAGCCAAACCGGAGAAUGAAAUACAAAUUGUUAUCAUCACUGGCAAAUAUAACUCUAAAAAUAAGAAACUCGAUGACGCCAACGGAACUAUUCUCAUCACAAAAGGAACGUUGAAUAAAGCUAAUGGUAAAAUUCAGACCGAAAAAGAAUUAAUAAAUACCAAAUCUGGGCAAAUCAGUUACACAGAUCCCGCUACUAGUAAACAAGAAGUUAAAAAUGGACACGUUGAUUCGAAAACUGGACACAUAUUGUUUACGUCCGGUGUCGUCGAUCCCAAGACAGGCAAAAUUGAUCCAACAUUAGCUCAACAGUAUUGUUUCGUUGAGAAAUCGGCAGAUAAAGUUGGUGCUAAACCUGGUAGAGAAGUCGAUCUUGUCGUUAUUACUGGUAAAUAUGAUGGAAAACAUAAGAAAUUAGACGCAUCACAUGGGUAUAUCGAAGUUUCUAGGGCUGUAGUAGGCCCAAAUGGUGUAGUCAGUUCAAAUUAUGGUCCUAUUGAUACCAGAACAGGGAAGAUUGAUUACACAGAUCCCAAAACGGGUAAACUUGAUCCUAAACAAGCCUAUGUCGAUAAUAAAACUGGCAAUCUUACAGUUACGACUGGAGUUACUGACCCCAAAUCAGGAAAAGUUGAUUCAUCUUUAGCACAGCAGUUUAGCAUUGUUGAAAAAGACGCUACGAAGGCAAAUCGAGAAGUAAGAUUAGUCGUAGUUACAAGCAAAUAUGACUUGAAAUCUAAAAAGUUAGAUCCAUCAUUUGCUCAUGUGGAUGCCGUCAAAGGAGUGCUCAGUGGCAGUGAUGGCAAAAUCUAUUCAGAAUACGGAGUUAUUGAUCCGAGAACAGGAGAAAUUGUGGUCACAGAUCCAAAUACAGGAAAACAAGAAGUUAAAAGCGCACAGGUUGACCCUAAAACUGGAAAUAUAUUACUACUUUCUGGAGUAAUUGAUCCGAGAACUGGCAAAUUGGAUACCAAAUUAGCCCAACAAUACAGCAUUGUUGAUAAACCUACAGAUACUUUUGCUUCGUUACCAGGAAAGGAAGUUCAGUUGGUAGCUAUCACAGCUAAAUAUGAUUCAAAGAGUAAGAAAUUAGACAAUCCUAAUGGAUUUGUAGAAAUAUCUCGCGCAAUAAUCAGCGAUAAAGAUGGCUCUAUUCAUACAAACUUUGGAGUUCUAGACCCUAAAACAGACAAAAUCUAUUUCACAGAUACCAAGACAGGAAAGCGGGAUUCCAAGCAAGCUAUAGUGGAUCCGAAAUCAGGAAGUUAUAUUGUUACUUCUGGAGUCGUUGACCCCAAGACCGGUAAAGUUGAUUCUGGACUCGGUCAACAAUUGAGCAUUGUAGAUAGAGACGCUCCUAAAGGCAUUCCAGAAAGACUUGUCAAUUUAGUCAUUGUAACAUCUAAAUAUGACCCUAAGAGUAAAAAGUUGGACCUAUCUGAUGCUCAUGUAGAUUCUAUUUCUGGUAAAAUUGACGAUAAUGAUAAAAUAAUUACAGAGUUUGGUGUAAUUGACCCUAACACUGGCGAAAUCACAAAAGUCGAUCCUAUCACAGGCAAACAAGAAGUUAAAAAGGCAAUAUUUGAUUCCAAGACUGGGAAUUUCUUACUGACAUCUGGAGUAGUUGACCCACGGACUGGCCACGUAGACGCAAGCUUAGGGCAACAGUACACAAUCGUAGACAAGCCUAAAGAUAAAUUUGCGUUAAUACCUGGAAAGGAGGUACAGCUUGUCGUGAUUACAAGCAAGUAUGAUCCUAAGAACAGAAGAUUAGAUAAUCCGAACGGAGCCGUUGAGACGUCUCGUGGAAUCGUCGCUGGGGAUGGCAAAGUCCAUACUAAUUUCGGUAUUAUCGAUCCUAAAACUGGAAAGAUUGAGCUUGUUGACCCUAAAACAGGAAAACAAGAGAUAAAACAAGCUGUCGCAGAUCCUAAGACCGGUUAUUUGAUUAUUUCAUCGGGCGUCGUUGAUCCUCAUACAGGAAAAACGGAUUCUUCUCUUGGACAGCAAUUCACCAUUGUAGAUAAAGAUGCUCGGAGAAGCACUCCUGAAAGAUAUGUUAACUUAGUAAUUGUUACAUCUAAAUAUGACCCUAAAAGUAAGAAAUUAGAUACCGCUAAUGCACAUGUGGAUACUUUUCCUGGAAAAAUUGAACCUGAUAAUAAAGUGCGCACGGAAUUCGGUUUAGUUGAUCCACAUAGUGGCGAAAUUAUCGUGACAGACCCAGUUACUGGCAAACAAGAAGUUAAAAAGGCAUCUGUUGAUCCAAAGACAGGAAAUCUACUUUUGACUUCGGGUGUAGUUGAUCAGGCUACAAAACGUGUGGACACAUCACUUGCUCAACAAAUAAGUGUGGUGGAGAAGCUUAAAGACAAAUUCACGACGGUGCCAGGCAAAGAGGUGCAGUUAGUCGUAAUCACAAGCAAAUAUGACAGUAAAAAUAAACGACUUGACAACCCUAACGGCCAUGUUGAGACAUCUAAAGGUAUUAUUGCCUCUGACGGCAAAAUACAUACCAAUUACGGUACUAUCGAUCCUAAGACAGGAAAAAUUGAGUGCGUUGACCCUAAAACUGGCAAGCCAGAGGUCAAGCAAGCUAUAUCUGAUCCAAAAACAGGCAGUUUGCUAUUGACUUCUGGAGUCAUUGAUCCUAAAACUGGUAAAACCGAUUCAUCAUUAGCUCAACAGUUAACUGUAGUCGAAAAAGGUGCUCGGCCAAGCAUUCCCGAGAGAUGGGUUAACUUAGUAAUUGUUACAUCUAAAUAUGACCCUAAAACCAAGAAAUUCGAUCUUACUAAUGCGCAUGUCGAUACUAUCCCCGGAAAAGUUGGAAACGAUGAUAAUAUUGUCACUGACUUCGGCGCGAUUGAUCCUAAAAAUGGUACUAUAGUUAUCACAGAUCCUAUCACGGGCAAACAAGAAGUAAAGAAAGCUACUGUUGACCCCAAGACUGGAAAUUUGGUGCUUGCAUCAGGCGUAGUUGAUCCUCAUACAGGACAAGUUGAUCCUACAUUAGGGCAACAGAUAAGUGUUGUAGAGAAACCUGUAGAUACCUUCACACCAGUACAAGGCAAGGAAGUCCAAUUAGUUAUUAUCACAAGCAAAUAUGAUCCUAAAAACAAAAGAUUAGAAAACCCUAAUGGUGUAGUUGAAACUUCAAAUGGAGUUAUUGCUUCUGAUGGAAGAGUUCACACUAAUUUCGGUGUUAUAGAUCCGAAAUCUGGGAAAAUUGACCAGGUUGACCCGAAGACAGGGAAAGCUGAUACUAAAUACGCAUUCCCCGAUCCGAAGACUGGUCAUCUGAUUUUAAUAACCGGAGUAGUUGAUCCCAAGACUGGAAAGGUUGACCCUUCGCUAGCACAACAACUUAGUAUCGUUGAGAAGGAAUCAAAACCAUCUGACAGAGAAAUUCAUCUUGUGGUUAUAACAACCAGGUACGAUCCAAGAACAAUGAAACUUGAUAUGACUCAAAGUCACGUAGACAGUGUUCCUGGCACAUUAAGUGCCGAUGGAAAGAUUCGUUCAGCUAUUGGUGUAGUAGAUCCUGCGUCUGGAGAAAUCAUUGUAACAGACCCAAGGACAGGCAGACAAGAAAUUAAGAAAGCUAAACUUGAUCCAGCUACCGGUCAUUUGACUGUGAGCGGCCAAGUUGUUGAUCCGACCACAGGCAGAAUUGAUCCUAAUCUAGUACAACAAUACAGCAUUGUAAAUAAAGCUGUGGUUCCACAUAGCAAGCCGGUCUCUAAAGGAGAAAUCCGUUUAGUUAUUGUAACAAGCAGAUAUGAUCCUUACACCAAAACAGUUGACGCAGAAACUGGAACUAUCGAUGCCUCUAAAGGUUUCGUCAGCGCUGAAGACGGAAAGAUUCAUACCGAUUUCGGUAUUAUCGAUCCAAGAUCAGGCCAAAUUCUUUACAAAGACCCCGUCACUGGUAAACAAGAACUGAAACAAGCAGAUAUCGAUCCGAAAACGGGCAAUUUUGUCGUAACUUCGGGAAUAGUCGACCCUAAGACGGGCAAAGUAGAUCCUACAUUUGCUCAGCAGUUGUUAAUUGUUGAUAAGCAAAAUGUGUUGUCUAAAGUAGCACCAGUUUCCAGAGCUAGUGUAUCACCUGCAAGGCCGACCCCAUCACCAUUAAAAACUCCUACUCACACGCCAGUUCAAAGUCCUAUUCAGUCACCUGUGCGUACUUCAUCGCCAAUACAACAAGCUUCACCCAUAAGCUCAGUCCUUCAAAGAACUUCACCAGUCAAACCAACAACGGCUCCUCCACCAGUUCCACCAAAGAGGAAGAUUGUUAAAAUCAUGGUAAUAUUUACUAAAGUCGAUCCUAAAACUAAAAAACCAGACUUACACACUGCAGAAGUUGAACAUCUUACAGGAAUCCUCGAUCCGAAUGGUCUUAUUGAAACCAAAUAUGGUGUUAUUGACUCACGUAAGGGUCAUAUUGUGAUCAGUGAUCCAGCUGGUCAGAAACAGACAAAAGAAGGAGUUGUUUUAGCCGAAACUGGACAAAUCUUCAUUCCAUCGGGAGCGGUUGACCCGAAAACUGGAAAGAUUGAUAACAAUUUAGGCAUGAUUCUUAGCGUCGCUAAACAAGACGAUCCAGUUGUAGAAAUUACAACUAUUACUGGCCCUAUUAAUCCUAGAAGUGGACGAGUUAUAAUUGAGGAAGGUUCCAUUGAACAUACAAAAGGCAAAGUUGACGCUGACACUGGUCAUAUUUCAACAAAAUAUGGUGUUAUUGAUCCUUCAAACGGCGUAAUUUUCACGACGAAUACAUUAGGAACUCAAGAUACCAAGCCUGUCACUAUUGAUGAAAACAAUGGACAGAUAACUAUUGCAGGAGUGGUAGAUCCUAAGACUGGAAAAGUUGACCCUAAUCUUGGCCAAUGCAUAGUGGUUGGAACUCAUAUCGAUCCAGUAGUUGAGGUUACCACGUUUGUAGGCAAGGUUGAUAACAAGAAAGGUGUUAUAGAACCUAAGCAUUCAGUUAUUGAAAGCUCUACCGGACAAUUCAAUCCAGAAAACAAUAAAAUCGACACCAAAUACGGUCAAAUCGAUCUUGUCAAAGGAACUGUCACAUAUAACGACCCAAAGACAGGUAAAUUUGAGAGCAAGGAGCUCAAAGUCGAUCCAGUUACCGGACAAUUCUUACUCAGAAGUGGACAAGUCAACCCGAAAUCUGGUAAACCUGAUAAGGAUAUCGGAAGGAUGAUAUGUUUGAGAAUAAUCCAAAACAAAGUCGAUCCCGUAUCAGGCAAACAAAUUGUCUCUAAUGAUCCCAAGAAUGUUAAAGUUGACCCGAAGACAAACCAAAUUUGGAUAGCUGGACCCAAAGAUCCUCAAACUGGCGAAACACUCUACACUGCGGGGCAAGUUGACCCAGUCACUGGCUACAUCAUUACCAUUUACGGUCGUAUGGAUCCGAAAACUGGUACAAUCGUCAGGACAACAGACAUUGACAAAUCUCUCGUCAAAGUGGAUCCAAUCAAUGGCCAAAUAUACACAGCUACAGGUGAAGUUGAUGAAGAUAACCAACCAUUAUACUCUGCCUCCCAAGUCGAUCCUGGCACUGGUGAAAUUUACACUAAACUAGGAAAGAUCGAUCCUAAAACGGGUAGAUUAAUAAUAAUUAGAAUUUAUGUCAUCACGCAAAAAGACGACAAAGGUCGCGUCAAAGAAGUCGAUCCUAAGGAAUGUACGAUUGACGAAACUACAGGCAGAAUUAUUACAACUAAAACAGUAUAUCUAUACCAAAUUGUUGAUCCAAUAACUGGCGAAACCAUCGACGUAGACCCCGAUGAUCCAAGGCUCAAAGGCGCAAGAACUACAGUAACGCAAACUAUGACGUUAUCAGGCAAGAUUGACCCAGUAACAGGUAGGAUAAAAACAGAAUACGGUGACAUUGACCCCGACACAGGAGACAUAGACCCAAGCACAGCUGUCAGAGACCCUGUCACAGGACAAUUAAUAUUACAUUACUCUCAAAUAGAUCCUUCUCACUUCGAAGACAAGAGCGGCAAUUACACGAUAGAGAAAGAAACACAAGAUUUACCGGCAAAUAUCGAUAUCCAAACGGUGAAUACUCACAAAUUCUCAACUUUCGGUAAAGAUGAAAGUCCAGCGCGUGGCGAUGAGCCAAAAUCCUUCACAGAAUAUACAACGAGCGAACACAUAAGACAUCAGGGAUAUGUAUCCUCAACUCCUUUAUCCUCAAAGAUCCCGAUUUCGCAGCGAAGCAAAAAAACACCCACGCCGCCCGUAGUCGUGAAAACUACUACGAAGCAACUGCUCACGAAGAAUGAUGAAGGAGUCACGCACAAUGUCGAACAAGAGGUCGAAAAUCUCGGUACCGGAGAGGUUACCUUCUCAACGCACACAAAUAAGGCUGAAAGUCUUGACCCGAUGGAAGGGAAGAGCCCGUACGUUACUGCGAGAGCUGUCACCACGAGAACAGCUACUACACAUCAUGAUUUGGAUACGAAGGCGAAGACUCAACAAAUGGAAGAAAAAACCGUAGCCCACACGCUGACUUCAUCGGCAACAAGGCAAGAGCAAAGAGUUUUGACGCAAGAAGUCAAAACUAUGGUCACAACGGGAGAUCAGCUAACAAGACGGGGCUCAGAAAGUUCAGUCAGCAGCGGAGAUUCCGGCACACCGAUAGAUUUCGACGAAGGGGCAGGAGAAGGACACUAUUAUUUGACAGAUGAACCUGGAUCGUACAGAACAACCACAACAACGUCAGUGAUCGGCAACGCUCCAUUCGGCAGCAUGGUGCACGGGGCCGCCACAAGGACGAGCACGGGCCCCCAAGAAGAAGAGAGUGCCCCGGCGGAAGGCGAAGUCGUCUCGUCACAGACCAUUAGUUCGAAGACACGCACCGUUGAGACUAUCACUUACAAAACGGAACGUAACGGCGUGGUGGAAACGCGCGUGGAACAGAAGAUCACGAUCCAGUCGGACGGCGACCCCAUCGACCACGACCGCGCGCUCGCCGAAGCUAUUCAGGAAGCCACAGCGAUGAACCCUGACAUGACUGUAGAGAAGAUCGAAAUCCAACAACAGAGCACACAACCGUAACCCCUCAACACUUCGACCGGCCGCCAUCUUGAAGCGACGCCAUCUUGUGCGCCGUAAUAAAAUGGCCGCCGUAACUCGAACGCUCUCACCCAUUUUUGCAACCAAGAAACGAUGGCGGCUCCACUGCGCUACUUGUAUGUAUAAACAAUUUGAAUACAUACAUAGGACUUAGCUGUAAGUUAAAUCACUGCGAAUAAUAAUUAUUAAGUUAUUUAAUUAUUGAUUAAACAUUUAUAUUGGAUGUUGUGACGUCAAAACGCACUUUACUAUAAAUUUAUUACGAGUUAAGUACGCAGUUAAUGUAAAAAUAUAAAGUAAGACGAGCAUUUGCAAUUUUUUUAUGGCUUAGGCUAAGGCAGUUCAGAUUCCGGCUUUUAGCAAUCGACGUUGCCAUAGUAUAAAGUGUUCGUGUUAAAUCCAUUGCGAAGUUUUCGAUAUGAUAGCUUUAAAAAUGUCACACGAGGUAAACCACCGUUUUAGAUUAAAAAAAUAUGCUCCCUCUCUAUAUUUUAUCGUGUAACCACUACAGUGUAAUAUGGGACUAAUAAAAAAAAUAUAUAUUCGUUGCUUGGUGUUGAAUUUUAUAUUUAUUUGAUGUUUAAUCUUCGAAUGUUAAAAAAUAUUGGUUGAUCGUGAAGAAUCACAUGUGUGUCUGUUAUAACAUAUUUUUAUAUAUCAAUAUAUAAAACGUUGUAACAAAAUUUAACACGAAAUUUAUUUCCGAACAAAUAAAUUUAUUAUUUAAAAUAUAACAUCAAGCAACAUGAGACUUGUUAUCAAAAUAUAAUAUAUGUCGUGUUGCUGCAGCCCCUACUCACCAUUAGGUGCUACUACUACUUAGGAAAUAAGAUUAUAUGUUAGUACCGAGCCCCUAAACUGACGUGGACCGAUACCUAUAAUUUUAAAGGACAAUUUGUAUUUUUUUUUCCAUAAUAUAACACAACAAUGCACAAAUUUUCAAUUUUUUAAAUAUUGACAACUUUUCGUUAUUUUAACUCCAUAAUUUUCAAUAAUUAAAACAGGAAUAGUUUACACGUUCAUUAAUUAAAGUCGAAAAUUCAAUUCAAAAUAACACAAAACUGCUCGUGUCACAAUUAAUAAUAUUUGUCUGUUUUAAAAUUUUAUAUUUAAAUUAUAACAUCGUUAUUCCCAGCGUGCCUUUACUAGUUAUCGGGCGGAAAAAUCUAUGCCUAUUAUAUAUGAUAUGGGAAAAUUGAGCAACAAUGUUAUAUUUCCACAUUGACAUUACACGUCACACUUGUCGCCAAUUCGUAUUUUCAGCUUGAUCGGUGUUAGGUAACGGCCAGUCAGUAUUUCAUUAUUACACAUUCACGGGCACUGAGCUGUUAUACGAAUAACACAUGACGAACAAACACAUCACAAUAUUUAUUUUUUCGAUUGAAUGCCCAUAUUUAAAAUAAUAUUUUUGGUCAAGAGUACAUUUUAUGAUGCGUGGCAAUAUAAUUUUCUUGAUUAUGACAACGUCAAUCAGACUGAACGCGACACUCAAAUUCUCAAUAUUUGUUUUAUAGUACGUUCUUUUUUUUUUUACAAAUAAUAUAUGAAUAUGAUUCUCAAUAUGAUGUUGUAUGUUAUUCGUGUCUCGGUUGUUUGAAUAAUCAUUUAAAUCACCAUUUUUGUAUCUAAAACAGGACAUUCCAGUUUUGAAAGAAGCUAGACAUCUAGCUUUUAAUAGCAAUGACACUAAGUGUUUUUUUUUAUUAUUUCGAUGUAAGGUUGUUUCUGUAUGUAAUAUUAAAUUAUCGUUUUGACUUAACGGGCGACACUUUUAUAUUAUAAUAGUUAACAAUAAAAUAGUCUUUUAUUGUUUAAUAUAGACAAGCUAGAUCGAGACAUGACAAAUUGUGGAUAUUUUAAUCUAAAUUUUAAUGAUUAAAUAAAAUCUCUAAUACAAUAUUUCUUCCAGUAGUAUCAAAAUGGUGUUUCGAAAAGUCAAAACGUUAGUUUAUAAAUUGAAAUGAUACUGAUAUUGUACAAUUAUUAUUAAUAUAUUUCUUACACAUAGAAUUAAAGUUUUUUAAUGAUAAGUUUUAUUAUGAAGUUAUCGACCCUGAUUGUAAAUCAGAUUUUAAAUGUAAACGUUCUUUCAUUAUUUCUUUUUUUAUGUGGCGAUCAUCUACAAUAUAUAAAUGGUUAGGCAUUAAUUCAUAUGCCGUAUAACAGGAAAAAAAUCUUUGAAUUACCAAAAGGCUUUUUUUGGGUGAAUUUGAUGUUUUGUGCCUAAAUCUAUUAUUGGUCUCUAAUUUUUUCUUUUCUGUUUCUCUUAAUUUAAUAUUCGUGAAUAUAGACUAUGGCAUGUUCUAGAAUUAUCUGUAGGGUACAGCUGAAAAGAAAAUAACUUAUACUCAAAAUAGAGCGACAUAUACAAUUUUAUAGAAUUACGUGGUUGUUGUAACCACAUAAUAUAUAUUUGCGUUAUUAUAUAUAUAUAAUAAUGCUGUGUUCGGCUGUACAGAUCAGGUCUCCGUUGUUUCGUCCUUAUAUUUAUUGAAGAUGUUUAUUUUUUUUUAAUAUUCGCCCGACCUCGAUUAUUUGUAUUAAUAAGAGGAAGUUAUCAAAUAGAAAUUACAAUAAAAUGCUUUGUUUUAA